AUUCAUUUUGCUGCAACACGGGGGUCUGCGACCAUGGUUCGAAUGUUACUGGAAACCGGCGCAGCCGUGGAUGCUCGAACUGCUGUUGGGCAGACCGCGUUGCAAUGUGCGAGUCAAAAUGGAUGUCUCGAUGUGGUCCAACUACUUUUGCAAAGCGGUGCAGACAUCGAUGCUCAAGACGAAAAGGGACGGACGGCUUUGCAAGGAGCAGCCGCACAUGGGCACGAGGCGAUUGUGAGUGCACUUCUGGAUGCCCACGCAAAUACGUCUCUCAAAGACCGCGACGGAAGAACAGCACUU
Zasmidium cellare ATCC 36951 is the source of this 300-nucleotide messenger RNA. RefSeq lists its product as uncharacterized. The annotation marks the transcript as partial. The transcript has a single exon. NCBI's taxonomy places the organism in Eukaryota, Fungi, Ascomycota, Dothideomycetes, Mycosphaerellales, Mycosphaerellaceae. Gene Ontology annotation, cellular component: nucleus; cytoplasm. The record is from RefSeq and is a predicted model, not a curated record. Gene Ontology annotation, molecular function: protein binding.